Molecule: messenger RNA, 5351 nt
Organism: Wyeomyia smithii (pitcher-plant mosquito)
Lineage: Eukaryota; Metazoa; Arthropoda; Insecta; Diptera; Culicidae
Gene: numb
Product: protein numb
Exons: 4
Coding region: 1176-2792 (538 amino acids)
Source: RefSeq, a predicted model, not a curated record
ACCGUUUUCGUCAGCCAGUCAGCCAGUCAGUCAGUUGUUUGAAGUUCGACCGUUACGCGCGGCGUUCCGUAGCAGCCGGAGUCGGUGGAUGGAUAGUUUUGUUUCGGGGUGUUUCGUUGGGUUUUAGAGUUCGCUCGCGAUCAUCGAUCACGUGUGUCAGUGAGAUUUCGCGGAUUUGCAAGUGGUAGCCGUGGUGUAGUCGCUGUUGGCGUCGUUGUGUGGGGGACCCAAGUCGCCAAGUGUUCGCUGUGGUGCCUUUCUUCUUGUUUUGUUUCUAUCCUCCACCCCCUUUUUGGGGACAGGUUUGGCAAAUAAGAUCGGUUGACUGGGAUUUUGGAAUAUCGUGAUAGAUUCGUUAAGUUUUGCGCGGAUGUGAUGAAGAAAUCGCUUGGUUUGUUGAAGUGACGCCGCUAAUGUUACAUACUUCUUGGGGAUUGUCGGUGCUGUUGUGACGCAAUCAAAUUCGAUUUGUUCUGGGGAACGUGGGUAUCGAUUUUGCACACAUAGAAGGAAAAAAACCUUGCCAAUAAGGUGCGCUAUAAAGGCUAGAGGCCGUUCGAAGGGGUUGGAACUUAUUUGUGCCUCGUGGAUUAGCUUCCGUCGACCGGAUGUAUGUUUGAAACCGCCUGCAGACCUGUUUGAUUCGAGGAAAAUUGAGGAUUCGUUACACCCUCCUACAGUCUCGGUUGGGUUAUAGUUGUCCUUCGUGGGGCGUAAACAUAUCAGCAAUAACAAUAAAAAAUAAUAACAGCAACGAUCGACGACAACCACACGGCGACAACGGCAGGACAAAGCGACGCGCCAGUCAUUCCCAAGGCUCCGUCAAUUGUAGUUUGCGGCAUCGAUUUUGACUAUCACGGCCGCGUCCAGAAUCAGUUAUCGGACCGGUGUGGAUGUUGAGGAAGCACGCACGCAUCAACUCUUACGGAACGCGCUAUUCUAUGACCUCAGCGAGAAUCGUCACCACAUUAGUCGUCAUCAUUAUCGUCUUCUGCGUGCCAUUGUGAAACCCGUGUCUGCACUCUCCUCGAAAACGAAUUGAAAUCUCAUGAAUGUGAUAAUUAAUCAACCUUAGAAUUUAUUAAAUUUCGCGCCACAUAUCUUCGAAAGCGCUAGAGGGUAGAUUAACUAUUUCUUGCUUUGCUUUGAAGCCAGACUAGAAGAAGAUUUAGGAGAUGGGAAACUCGACGUCGUCGCAUGAACCGCUGGAGCGGGGCUUCACCCGGGGGACGUACGGCGAUGUGAAAAAUACGAAGGCCGCAUCUUUUCGGCACAGCAAACGGUCGCCGAAGAAGAUGGACCGGUUGCGGAAAUCGUUUCGCGAUUCGUUCCGGCGCCGCAAGGACCGUGUCCCGGAGGCGGCAAAACCACACCAGUGGCAGUCCGAUGAGCAGGCCGUGCGGUCUGCUACUUGCACGUUCUCGGUUAAGUACUUGGGAUGUGUUGAGGUCUUCGAGUCCCGCGGGAUGCAGGUGUGCGAGGAAGCGCUGAAGGUUUUGAGGAAUUCUCGGCGUCGUGCAAUAAGAGCCCAGCUUCACGUCAGCGGUGAUGGUCUGCGGGUUGUUGAAGAUGACACCAAGGGACUGAUUGUGGAUCAAACCAUCGAGAAGGUUAGCUUCUGUGCACCGGAUCGGAAUCAUGAGCGUGGCUUCAGCUACAUUUGUCGAGAUGGCACUACGAGGCGGUGGAUGUGUCACGGUUUCUUGGCGUCCAAGGAUUCCGGCGAGCGGCUGUCGCAUGCCGUAGGUUGCGCGUUUGCUGUUUGUUUGGAACGAAAGCAGCGGCGCGAUAAAGAGUGCGGUGUAACGAUGACUUUUGACUUGAAGAAUUCCACUUUCACGAGAACUGGUUCCUUCCGGCAGCAAACGAUGACGGAAAGAAUGAACAGCGUGGACACGGCGAUAGUGACCCCCACGCAGAACAAUAACGUUUCAAAACCAGUCAAUCCGUUUGCAAUCGAGCGACCGCACGCCACGCCUUCCAUGCUGGAACGGCAGGGAAGUUUUCGGGGAUUCACUCAAAUUGGCCAGGCGUCUCCCUUCAAGCGACAGAUGUCUCUGAGAAUUAAUGAUCUUCCUUCUAAUGCCGAACGUCAGCGUGCAUUCCUGGAACCAACUACGCCACAUCGAACAACUGUCUCCCCGAUACCGGAAGUUUCACCCCAGCCUACGGACACCGUUAGUCAGCUGUGCCAGGAGCUUAGCCAAGGACUGUCGCUGCUAACCAAGAAUGACGCUGACGAUUUUUACUUGGAAAAGGAGGCAAAGAACUUGAACGCUGUCCCUGUCACUAGCAAUUCGGUGAUCGGAAAUUAUGUCAAAAUCUCGUCCACCACUAGUCCAGUGGAUCUUACGACCACCAGCACUAAUCCAAUAACGUCUGUCUUCAAUCCCAGCCCCGUAGUCCUGUCGCAGCCCACGGUUCCACCCCGGUCACUAUCACCGAUGAAGCAACAAACGCUGGAUCUCACGCACAGUUCGCUCGCCACCAGCAACGUAGCUCCCAUAUUUCCCUCAGCGUCGACCGUCGAUACCGCCGCACAGAAAGUGUUCCCCGUGGAAACGGCCUCGCCGCUGCCCAAUCCAGAGCAGUGGCUGGGUCAGAUAGUGAAAAAUGUGUCCCCUUCGCCUAGGAGAGCACCGUCCCUGCACACUCGAGCCAAGUCGCUGAGCGCUGCCGACCCCUUCGAUGCCGAGUGGGUUGCGGAAGUUGCUCAGCCGGAGAUUCACAGCACUAAUCCUUUUAUUUCGCCACCGAAGCCGCCGGCCGAAAGUUUUCAGGUGCAUCUCUGAAAUUGGCUGCGCGAGUAAGCUCCUUCAGUGGGGACGAAACGACGAACGGAGAAAGGAAUUUCAUGCAACGGUGCUUGGGGGGGCGAGGCGUUAGACAGUACAUUGCUGAUAGGAUUUAUACAGCGUAUGAGUUCAGAAUUUGUAGCUGGCGGAGCGUAGGGAACAUGCAUUGUGUACUUAUUCAAAUCUACUCAAACAUUCUGAUAGCAUUUAUUUUUCGAAUGGAAUUUUGAACUUCACGGUGUGGAAUGAUGGUUUGUCGCUGUGCGUUGCUCCUCGCAGGUUCUGCGAUUGUGUUGUUGUGUUUGUCCAGCAAAAAUUACUCGAUCCGGCAGCUGGUUUGCCGAAAAAAACGGUCGGUUUCCUAGCAGCAAAGUAGCAAAUGCAAUUCUCACUGUAGCAUUGGAAGAUUCUAAUAAGACACAGCCGUCACUUUUAAUCAACUUGUUUGUAACUAAAAAAGCGCAAGAGCGACUAGUAGUUGCAAUGAGGUAUCAACAGCGGAUUGUGAAAGAACACGAUACAACAUUGUGUGACAUUAUCAUUUGCAUCCAAGUGAGUUUUUAAAACUUGCUUGCACAUCUAUUCUCGGUUGUACAUAAACCCUACUAACAGUGCAGCACACUUGAGUUGGAUUUGAGUUUGAAUCCUGCAUAACAACAACUGCAUAAAAAUCGAAUUGCGAUGAAAUUUGUGACGUGUUUACUGCAACAGUUUGUUGCAUUGUCCUUUGAAGGCAUAAAGUCAAUCUAAAAAGAGUGUGCGGUGCAACUAAAACUCAAACUAUUGUGAGGAAGCAGAUUCAAGUUGAACUCAAACAUGGAAAAAGGUUUCUUAGUUCCACUUUGCAUAAGUUCCUGGCAUCAAUGUUUUAAAGCAUCAUGAAAUACGCAGCUUAAAAACGAAAAUGCAGCAUGUUAAUAACAUAAGACGUUGCAAGGGCUACUUGAGUUAUGGUUUCAUGUCAAACAAUACGACCGGUUCUGUGUGUUGACUGGCUUCAUAGGUUAACAAAGAAUGAAGAUGUUUUUUCUCUUGAAAUUAAGUUCACGGAGAUAUUUUUUUUUAAACUCAACGAACCAGUAGAAAAUCUCUUAGUCGACAGCAUGAUUUUUACUUCUACGCACCAGCGACAGACUAAUGGAAUCGUUCUCGUUUGUAAUGUAUGAUCAACCUAAGUCCGGAAGAAUUUACUAAUCAAAACACCUUGCGCAGGAAAAUAACCACACAUUACGUAUUUGAAAUGCUAGAGUGCAACAAAAACAGCUUAAAUGGCUUUACCUGUGUAUACCUUUAAAUCUGAAACAACAUGUAGCUCCCCUUCUCCCGAUAGGACUAUUAUCCAUUGUUAGGAGGAAAUGAAAAGGUGCACCUUUUCUAGAAAAAUAAAACCCGACGUAGUAGCCAAUAGACUACUUAAGCCGAGGAAGAUUAUUUAGCGAACAAAUGUAUUAUUCCAGUUGAUUAAGAACUACACCCAAACACAAAAUAAACACCUAAGCACAGAUCCAAGGCAAGGCCCGUCAUCUAUUUUUGAACUGGUUGAUUUAUGAAUUUCUAAGAAUGAAUUGAAAAGUUUUUUUUCUCAUUUUGAGAUUGCAUAUCAUAUGUUUAUUUUGUUUGAAUUGUUUAUUUUCGUUCACGCUCAAUGACAUAUGUGUAUUGUACAUCGCAAAGAGGUGUUAAAAAGAUCUAGACUUUUUGGUCUUGUCUUGGGCAUAGCUCACAAAUUGCUUCAAAAGCUAGCAAGCAUCGAAUAUCGGUAAAACCUAUAGAAUCUAUAGGAAUAAAGGACUACAUUCACAAAAGACAGCUCGAGUGGAAGAACGGGAGGAAACGAUGCAGCUUUUUAAAAUAAUAAGCCGGUACUUAAUAAUUUGAAAGAGUAUACAAUAUAGGCUUCAAGUAACAAUUAGCACAAUUGUUUUAAUGGUCGAUACAGAAUAAGAUGAAACACACAUCCAAACAUGAAAAUAAAACAUAGUAAUAACUGAUAACAAACUAACGGAAUAGAAAUAUUGAGACUAGGAUGAGCAUUCAAUUAAAGUUCACUUCGCGACUGAAUCGCACUCUUUAUGUUGCGUAUCACAUAUGAUGCAAGCGCAGUUCAGUGUAGCAGGAAGUAUUAGAGAUGCGAAAUGUUGUACUUAAGUGCGAAUUGGUGGUUUGAAAGUUGUACAUAUACUUUUGCGCUUAGCUUACGUUUCUGUAUGUACAUAUUUUGUAAAUAAAUUUGUUUGACUCUUCUUUGCGAAAGAGAGUUCAACUUAUGAUCGGUGUUACUAGCCACUAGUGAAUGCUGACAUAGCCCGCUUCUCGAACAUUGUUAGAAUACCUAUCAGUUAUUAUUUUCGUUUUUUUGGGGGAUAUUUUUCAUACGGGCAAAUCGAGGUCCAUACUAGGUUCAAUGUAUAGCGAAUAUUUGUACACUUAAUGUUUCUAUAUUCCAGAUUUAUAUCAGUAUAGUUGUACAGAAUAAUAUUGAUCUUGUAACAUAAUUUCCAACAUUGCGAAGUAAGCAUACAGUUUAGAAUAAAAUAAAUGUUCAGUGAAAAUCAA